Tribolium castaneum (red flour beetle) is the source of this 1552-nucleotide messenger RNA. RefSeq names its product fatty acyl-CoA reductase wat. The record is from RefSeq and is a predicted model, not a curated record. The transcript is spliced from 7 exons. The coding region runs from base 1 to 1485 and encodes 494 amino acids. Gene Ontology annotation, biological process: long-chain fatty-acyl-CoA metabolic process. Lineage: Eukaryota; Metazoa; Arthropoda; Insecta; Coleoptera; Tenebrionidae. Gene Ontology annotation, molecular function: alcohol-forming very long-chain fatty acyl-CoA reductase (NADP+) activity. Gene Ontology annotation, cellular component: peroxisome.
AUGGAGAGUGACAUACAGAAUUUUUUCCGCGGCCAGACGAUUUUCAUCACCGGAGGGACGGGAUUUAUCGGGAAAGUUCUAAUCGAGAAGUUGCUGCGAGUAUGUUACGACUUGAAAACCAUCUACAUUAUUGUGCGCCCAAAAAAGGGAGUUUCACCCGAGGAGAGAUUUAGAAAGCUUUUCGACUUUGUUUGUUUUGAGAAAAUGAAAAAGAUGCGGCCAAACUUUUUCGAAAAAAUCCAAAUGAUUGAAGGAGACUGCUCUCAACCGAACUUGGGUUUAUCACAACAAGUUCGCAAUAUUUUGAUUAACGAAGUUACUGUUGUUGUAAGUGCGGCCGCCGACGUGCGAUUUGACCAAAAGCUUCGAAAUGCAGUUAACAGUAAUAUCAGAAGUGUGGGUGAGACUUUAAACUUGGCUAAGGAAAUAACCAACUUGAAGGCACUUAUUUACGUUUCAACGGCGUACUGGAAUCCGUCUCCGGACUGUCUUCACGAAAAGUUUUACGAACCUGUGAUACGAGCCGAAAAUUUGUUUCGUCUCGUUGACAGUCUCAACGACGAAACUCUCGAAGUUCUUACACCAGAAUUAUUGAAGGAUAAGUGGCCAAAUGUUUACACCUUUAGUAAAAGUGUUGCUGAAGACCUUAUCAAAAGACAAGCAAAGGGCCUACCGUUGGCUAUAAUACGACCUGGGAUUAUUAUCUCUUCACUUGAGGAGCCUCUCCCUGGCUGGAUUGACAACCUCUAUGGGAUAGUAGGUCUAGGGGCGGGGAUAAUUCUAGGUGGAAUUAGGAGCAUAUAUUUGAAAAAGUUGAACCCAAUUCAUACCGUGCCGUGCGAUUACGUUGUGAACUGCUUACUGGCAGUGACCUGGCAUUUGUCUAAUAACCAAAAAUGCCUAACAAAUGACCCAGUCCCAAUUUACAAUUUUGUACCAGAACGGCCUAUAACAGCCGGAGAUUAUGCCGACGUUGCAGAGAGAAUGAAAUGGAAGUCACCUUCGGGAAAAAUGUUUUGGUUCCCGAGCUGCUCGUACACAGAAAAUUAUUAUUACCACAAGAUACGUAUUUUUAUUUUUCACAUACUUUUGCCGUACAUCGUGGAUAUCGUUUUGACGUUCUUGGGGAGAAAACCGAUAGCCACUCGAGAGUACAGAAAAAUCAACAAAUUAAUGGACGUUACGUCGUAUUUCUGUUGCACACGAUUUCAGUUUGACAGCCGGAAUGUUAAAAACUUGUGGCGAAGCUUGAAUACUCUUGAUAGAGACUUGUUCACAUUCGAUUUAAGCAACAUUGAGUGGAACCCCUAUCUAGAAAACGCAAUAAGAUACGGAAAUGUGUUCAUGUUUAAAGAGACUCUAGACGAUAUGCCCAGAAAAAAGAGGAAACUUUACUUCUUGGCUUUUCUUCAUUAUACGUUCACUGCUUUUGUUUGUUAUUUUAUUUUCAAAAUGUUUUACAGUGUCUUUUCAAUGUUUUUAUAAAACAAAUCAAUCUUUUUUACCAGAAAUUGUAAUACAAAAAAAUUUAAUAAAUUAAUUUCUUUGCCGA